Molecule: messenger RNA, 762 nt
Organism: Pyricularia pennisetigena
Lineage: Eukaryota; Fungi; Ascomycota; Sordariomycetes; Magnaporthales; Pyriculariaceae
Exons: 2
Coding region: 1-762 (253 amino acids)
Biological process (GO): mitochondrial respiratory chain complex IV assembly
Cellular component (GO): mitochondrial inner membrane
Source: RefSeq, a predicted model, not a curated record
AUGAGAGUCAUCAGCAAGGAGGAAGAAGCCGCCCACUACAGCGCGACCAUCAAGGGUGGCUUGGUCGGCGGCAGCGUCGGCCUGGCGCUGGGCCUGGCGGGCGUUGUGGGCGCGUCUAAGCGGUACGCCGCCUUUCGGUCGCUGACGCUGCCGUUCCGUGCCUUCCUGGUCACGUCGUCGGGCACCUUCGGCGCCAUCACUGUGGCGGAGCGGUACAGCAUCGCAUUCGCCAAGCAGCAGGACCCUAUGAACUUUUACAAGGACGAGUCGACGCGCGUGCUCGAGGAGGCGCGCCAGCAGGCCUCGCAGAUGCAGCGUCUCAAGGAGUGGGGCCGCGAGAACAGGUACACCAUCGUCUUCGCCAGCUGGCUGGCCAGCAUGGGCGUCGCCCUCGCCGCCGUCGGCAAGGAUAAGUACCUCACCACCGCCCAGAAGCUGGUCCAGGCCCGUGUCUACGCCCAGGGUCUGACCCUGGCUGUCCUCAUAGCCACCGCCAUUUUUGAGACCGCCGAUGCCAAGAGCGGCAAAGGAAGGUGGCAGACCGUCAUGGUCGUCGACCCCAACGAUCCUGAGCACAAGCACCUGAUCGAGAAGAAGAUCCACAAGGAGGAGUACGAGGGACAGGAUCUGUGGAUGGAUAUGGUUGCUGCUGAGGAGAGGAGGUUAGCCGACCAGAAGAAGGCUCGCGAAGAGGCCGCCGCCAAGGUCACCACCGAGGCCAAGAAGGAAAACUCUGAGAAGACCAAGGCUACCUCAGCAUAA